Molecule: messenger RNA, 3657 nt
Organism: Clunio marinus
Lineage: Eukaryota; Metazoa; Arthropoda; Insecta; Diptera; Chironomidae
Source: the annotation of a GenBank genome assembly
AUGACAGGCUUCAAGUUUGUCAAGAAGAUUAAGAGUUUUCAAGUUUACAUACAAAAGAAAAACAGUUCUUUAUGCUUCAAAUCUUUAGAAACAUCGGAAGGAUUUUUUUACAUUCUGUUCUCUAAAGAUGAAACAUUAUCAAAGUGCACCCUAAACUCGUUUCAACUUGUUCAUACUGUUGAAGAAAUAAUAAUACAUGAAGUGAAGCAAUCUAAAAAUGUUGAAACUUUAAAUGAAAUUCAUACUUUCCAUUUUCAUCAACACAAGCAAGUGCCAUUGUGGACAUGCUACCUGAAAAGUUGUUGGAAAAUGUUUAUUGUUAGUGGCAUUUUCAAACUACUCGGUGAUGUUUGUGGACUGGUCGGACCAUUAUCUAUCUCAUACAUUGUUGAGUUCAUUAAUUUGCAGCUUUCAUCUCAAAGCCAACAAGAACUUCUAGAAAGUUCACAAAAUUCAACAACUAUCAACGAUGAUCUUGAUAAAAAUAAUGAUUCUGAUAAGAAAGCAAUCAAAGAAGCUUAUUUAAAGUUAUUUAAAAGCUAUCCUGACUGGUCAGACUUCAUUGGUAACGGAUGGAUAAUGUCGUGCAUUGUUUUAAUCGCGUUUCUACUACAAGGAACAUUUUCUCAAGCUUCUACAAAUAUAAUCAACAUGGAAGGAAUAAGAAUUAAAAAUGCAUUACAGGGAUUAAUUUAUCGCAAAACGCUUUCAUUAAGCUCCAGUUGUUUCUACGUGACGUCAAGAAGACAGAAUGGUGAGACCACAGAUGGCGACCCAAAUGACGAUGAUUACAAUUUAAAUAACCCUGGAACAAUCACAAAUCUUAUAUCAGAAGAUUCCAUCAACGUAAUGACAUUCUUCUGGAUCUGUCAUUAUAUAUGGUCAAUUCCUUUGAAGAUCAUCAUCGUUGUUUUCUGUUUGUACUUGAAGCUUGGUUUAAGUUCUCUAAUUGGAUCUGCUUUUACUAUUAUCAUGAUGUUGCCACUACAAUUCCUCGUGGGUCGUAAGAUGUCACAGAAUUCGGAAAAAGGAGCGAAAAGCUCCGAUGAACGUUUGAAGAAAAUUCGUGAAAUAUUUUUUCGCAUAAAGCUCAUUAAGCUCAAUGCUUGGGAGAGUAUUUUCACAGAUAAAAUUGCUGACUGUAGGAAAGAAGAAUUACAUUACUUAAAUAUUGAUGCUUUUUAUUGGACUUUGAUGACAUUCUUAACUCAAAUUUCAAGUAUUCUCAUAACACUUGUAACAUUUGCCAGCCACACUUUGAUGAAUGAUAACAGCGUUGAAUUUAGUGCCGGAAAUGUUUUUGCGUCACUCGCUUUAUUCAACCAAUUAACGGUUCCAUUGUUUAUUUUUCCAAUUACAAUCCCAAUCAUUAUCAGUUCUCUAAUUAGCACUCAACGAAUCAAAAAAUUUUUAUCACAAACAGAAAUGGAAAAAGAGUUUGACGGUGUGAGAAAUAUGGCAAGAAUUCUUUGUACGUCUCAAAGCUGCGAGUCUUUUGAUGAGGAAGGCAAAAUAUCGGGAAAAGGAAAACAACAAGAUGAUGAAAAUGACGAUGAUAAGCCAAGACAAAUUCCAAUAAAAUUAUUCACGCGCGAUAAGACGAAAUCAGAUGAAAAUUUAUUGAUGAAAAUUAAAAUUAAUGACCAUGACGUCAAUGUCGCUCAGCAUUCAAUCGACUUUAUAGCGGACGAGAUUGAAUGUAAAAGAGACGAGGCCGAUUGUUUAGAUAUUUUGAAAAACAGACAAGAGGAUGAUGAGAUUGUAAUUCUGCGAAAUAAGAAUUACAAUACCAAAUUGAAGAAGCAGAAUCAAUUAAGCCCAAGUAUUCGAGUGGAACGUAAUCGAUUAAAAUCAACAACAGUUGUUGACAAGCAUGCAACCGCCGAUGGCUUUAGAAUGAUGAAUCCUUACCCUCAAUUUAACGUUCCGGAAGAUGUUAUCGUCUGUAUCAAAGAUGCUCGAUUUAAAUGGGCAGAAAAAAAUGAUUCAAAUAUCUUCGAGAUAAAUCACCUUUCAAUACCAAAAGGACUUUUGACGGUAAUUGUGGGGAAGAGUGGAAGCGGAAAAUCUUCUAUUGUUGCUGCUUUGCUAAAAGAAAAUUAUAUAGAGUCGGGUAACAUUGAGUGGAAUAAAUAUGCAACAAUAGCUUAUGCAGGGCAACAGCCUUGGCUGGUGAAUGGAACCAUUCGUGAUAAUAUUCUCUUUGGUGAAUCAUACCGUCCAAAACGCUACGAAGAGGUAAUUGAAUCAUGUGCUUUGAAAUCUGACAUCGAGAUAAUGUCCAACGGGGAUUUAACACAAGUCGGUGAGAGGGGAAUGACUUUAUCUGGUGGACAAAAGAUGAGAAUAUGCAUUGCUCGAGCUUUUUAUUCUUCAGCAAAUGUGAUCAUUUUGGAUGAUGUAUUAUCAUCGCUCGAUAAUCAAGUCGUUUCAUGGAUAAUAGAGAAAUGCCUAAAGCUGAAUCUGGCCAAAUACAAACGGACAAUUAUACUCGUGACUCAGAAAACUCAACUAGUGUAUAAUGCCGAUUAUCUGAUUGCAAUGGAAAAAUUGAAAAUUCGAGUAAGCGGGGACAUGAAUCAAGUCAAAGAAAGGGAUCCGGCAAUAAUUCGUGAAUGGGAUUUGGCGAUUGCCAAGGAGAAUGCCAAAGAAAGUCAAUUAAGUCCAAUAGGACGAAGUGCAAGAGAACGAUGGAAACUAUUCAAAAACAUUUCACGAAUUGGUUUAUUGCAACAACGACCCUCACCAGAGAGAGAUAAUUUGUCUUCGAAUAAUUCGAUUUACAACACGCCAUUCAAAAGGACAUCAAGUAUCUCGUUUGGAUCUCGUUUAUGGUCGGAUUUACCAUUACCCAUUGAUGAGUGUAAUGAUAACGAUUUUGACUUUAACCAAAUGCCAGAAGUACGUAAAAAGCCUAACAGUUUUCGAGUUGUUUCACUUCAACCAAGAGCAGUGUCAGCAAAAACUAAGGAACCGUUAACACGGAACAUUUCAUCUCCAGUUCAAUUUAAUCCAAAUGCAGUUACUGCAUCAGACUAUUUAAAGUCAAGAGAUAUUGAUUGUGCUUCAGAAUUAUCUCUUAAUAAGAGCAUCGACAGAAAAAUAAGUUUCAGAAAAUUUCUUCGUCGAAUGUCGUCAAGGCGCAGAAAAUCUCAAACAGAUAAUUCGAUAAUUGAUCAUGAGAAAAGGAAAUCAGACAAAACACUCUCAAUAAGUAGCAUAACCGAAACUGAAGAAACCAUAAAUAACUCCGUCGACGUUGACGAUGACACCAUCACCAAACGUGAUGAACAUGAACGAAGUUGCAGUAUGGGAAUUGAAGAAGAAAUGGAAGACGAUGAAAGCGUUAACCUUGAGGAUGAAUCUGCACUCAAUCGAUUAAAGUAUGACGAAGAGCGAAGAUAUGGCAAAAUUCCAGCGAGGGUUUAUUUAUUAUAUUUAAAAGCGUGUGGGUUUCCAAUUCUUCUCGUAUUUUUUACGAGUACAUUUAUGUGGCAAGCUCUAAAAGUUUACACAGACGUCUGGCUUCGAGACUGGACAGACAUAGACGAUACAGCAAAUAAAGCAAAAUUAUAUUCAAAACAGUUUAAAAAAAUACCGAAUAAAUCUUUGUUCAGUAAAUCUAAAACUAGAACGAAUAAUAAAAUAAAAACAUAA